AUGGGCAAGUCCCGCCCGACCUAUUCGCGGUUUCCCGUCGGCGCCGCGAUCAUGACCGAGGACGGCCGCAUCUUUGCCGGCGGCAAUAUCGAGGUGGCGUCCUAUCCGGAAGGCUGGUGCGCCGAAACGACGGCCUUGUCGCAUUAUGUGAUGGGCGAAGGCGGCACGAUCACCGAUAUCUGCGUCAUCGCCGAGCGCUUGCCGCUCUGCACGCCCUGUGGAGGCUGCCGCCAGCGUCUCGCCGAAUUCGCGCCGCCGGACGCAAGGCUGCAUCUGUGCGCCGACGGCAAGAUUGCAAGGACGCUGACCAUGGCCGAGAUCUUUCCGCUCGGCUUUGACGGGGACGGGCUGGCACCGCAGACGGCCUUCAUUCUGGGUUCCGGACUUGGCGGCCUUGUCGCGGCGAUCGAGGAUGCGGUGCACCUGCCUUAUGAGGAACUGGACGGUUUUCCCGCAUCGGGCGUCAGCGGUCAUGCCGGCGAACUGGUUGCCGGCAAACUGUCCGGCAAGCCGGUCAUGAUGCUGUCCGGCCGCGCCCACUACUACGAAAAGGGCGAUGCGGCGGUGAUGCGCCCGGCAAUCGAGAUCCUGCACGGCCUUGGCAUCAGGAACCUUAUCCUGACCAACUCAGCCGGCUCGUUGCGUGAAGACCUGCCGCCCGGUUCGGUGAUGCUGAUCACCGAUCACAUCAACUUCGCCGGCACCAACCCGCUGAUCGGCGAGGAAAACGACCGCCGUUUUGUCGGUAUGACGAGCGCUUAUGAUGCCGGCCUUUGCGACCGGCUGCGCGCCGCGGCCAGUGCCGAGAACAUCGAGCUGGGCGAGGGCGUCUAUAUGUGGUUCUCGGGGCCGAGCUUCGAGACACCGGCCGAAAUCCGCAUGGCACGCACGCUUGGUGCCGACGCGGUCGGCAUGUCGACCGUGCCCGAAGUGAUCUUGGGCCGGUUCGUCGGGCUCAAUUGCGCGGCUUGUUCGGUGAUCACCAAUUUCGGUGCUGGCAUGACCGGCGGCGAACUGUCCCACCAGGAAACCAAGGACAUGGCGCCGGUCGGCGGUGGGCGCCUUCAGAAGAUCUUGAGCCGCUUCGUCGCCGAGGAGAUCAUACGCAUCAAGCGCGACGGCGGCGCGCUUUCGCAGGCCCGGAUCGCUGAGUUCAUCGCCGGCGUCACCGACGGCUCGGUCACCGAUGCGCAGAUUUCCGCGCUCGCUAUGGCGGUCUUCUUCAACGGCAUGGACCGCGACGAAACUGUCGCGUUGACCCUGGCAAUGCGCGACAGCGGUGACGUGCUCGACUGGUCGGACAUCGACCGGCCGGUCUGCGACAAGCAUUCGACCGGAGGCGUCGGCGACAAUGUCUCGCUCAUGCUGGCGCCGAUCGCCGCCGCCUGCGGCCUUGCCGUGCCGAUGAUCUCAGGGCGGGGCCUUGGCCAUACCGGCGGAACGCUCGACAAGAUGGAAUCGAUCCCCGGCUACAAUGUUGCGCCGGACAACACGCUGUUCCGCACCAUAACACGCGACAUCGGUUGUGCGAUCAUCGGCCAGACUGGUGACCUCGCGCCCGCCGACAAGCGCAUCUAUGGCGUGCGCGACGUGACCGCGACGGUCGAGAACCUGUCACUGAUCACCGCCUCGAUCCUGUCCAAGAAGCUGGCCGCCGGCCUCGGCGCGCUGGUGCUCGACGUCAAGUUCGGCAAUGGCGCGUUUAUCGAUGAUAUCGCCGAGACCCGCGCGCUGGCCGAAAGCCUCGUGCAGGUCGCCAACGGCGCCGGCACAAGGACGGCGGCCAUCCUGACCGAUAUGAACGAGCCGCUCGCGUCUGCCGCCGGCAAUGCGGUGGAGGUGGCGAACGCGGUGCGUUUCCUGACCGGCGAUGAUCGCGAUCCGCGCCUUGAAACGGUCGUCCUGACGCUGGUCGGCGAAAUGCUCCUCCAGUCAGAACUUGAAACCGAUCGCGACGCCGCCAUCGCAACGGCCCGGGCCGCGCUGGAUGAUGGCCGUGCAACCGAACUCUUCGGCAGGAUGGUGCAUGGCCUGGGCGGCCCGGCUGGCUUCGUCGACAGCUUUCGCGACCAUCUGCCCGUCGCGCCUCUGAUCGAGGACGUGCCGGCGCCUUCCGGCGGUUUCGUUUCGGGCGUCCAGACACGGGCGCUCGGCGUUGCUGUCGUCGAGAUGGGCGGCGGUCGACGCCGCCGCGAGGACGAGAUCGACCAUGCGGUCGGGCUCGACCGGAUCGUGCCGGUUGGCACAUCGAUACAGAAGGGCGAUCCGCCGUCCUGA
Molecule: messenger RNA, 2277 nt
Organism: Effrenium voratum
Lineage: Eukaryota; Dinophyceae; Suessiales; Symbiodiniaceae
Source: the annotation of a GenBank genome assembly